Messenger RNA from Antechinus flavipes (yellow-footed antechinus), 784 nucleotides. It is a transcript of the gene MRPL21, whose product is annotated as mitochondrial ribosomal protein L21. Gene Ontology annotation, biological process: translation. Gene Ontology annotation, molecular function: structural constituent of ribosome; RNA binding. The transcript has 7 exons. The record is from RefSeq and is a predicted model, not a curated record. The coding region runs from base 19 to 714 and encodes 231 amino acids. Gene Ontology annotation, cellular component: mitochondrial large ribosomal subunit; ribosome. Lineage: Eukaryota; Metazoa; Chordata; Mammalia; Dasyuromorphia; Dasyuridae.
AGCGGAAGUGGGAAUAGUAUGGCGGCCGCCGCGGUUCGGGCCGCUCUCGGGGCCCCAGUGUGGCGCCGGCUCCUUCCCGCAGGCGGCGGCCUCCGCCUCCCCACGACCUCCGGAGCAGUGACAGGCCUGGGGACAACCUCUGGAGCGGCUCCCCUCUGGGCGGCUCUCCGGCGUCACUGUUCCCAGAGCCCGCAGGAAAGGCCAGAACCGACCUCAGCUUCCCCUGCAAAUGUCUCCGGCAGGAUCCUCGCUGAAACGUCGCUGACUUCCCCUCCAUGGACCACAGUCACGCUGCCUGAUCCCAGGGAAGAGACCCAGCAGCACCAAGAGGUUGUCCAGCGGGUGAACGAACUGAUUGCCACCGGACAGUAUGGCCGGCUCUUCGCGGUGGUCCACUUUGCCAGCCGGCAGUGGAAGGUGACCGAUGGGGACCUGAUUCUGAUUGAGAACACGUUGGAGGCCAAAUGUGGAGAAAGGAUUCGAUUGGAGAAGGUCUUGCUGGUCGGUGCCGAAGACUUCACCUUAAUUGGAAAGCCGCUCCUCGGCCUGGAUCUCGUCCGCGUAGAAGCCACAGUUAUUGAAAAAACCGAGUCAUGGCCGAGGAUCUACAUGAAGUUUAAGAAAAGGAAAAAUUACAGAAAAAAGAAAAUUUUUAUAAGACCACAGACUAUCCUUCGGAUAAACACUGUAGAGAUUGCUCCAAGUUUGUCAUGAUUGUUUGGCUGAUAUUUGCCCAAGUAUGAAAAUAAACUCUGGGUUGUUUUUGUGGUGUUUUUUUAAAGAA